Pelagomonas calceolata is the source of this 3665-nucleotide messenger RNA. The record is from the annotation of a GenBank genome assembly. NCBI's taxonomy places the organism in Eukaryota, Pelagophyceae, Pelagomonadales, Pelagomonadaceae.
GAGUUGCUGUCGCGGGCCGCGGAGCUGUUCGUCAAGGACGCCGUCGAAGCCACUAUCGUUCAUAGUAGAAGGCGCCGCAACGACGAAGCGAGACGUAUUUCAAGGCAAGGGCCCGAGUACCCGCUCCAGAUCCGCCCUUCUGACAUAGAUGUCAAGGCACACGUCGCCGCGUCAAAACGCGUUGCGGAGAAGGACGGGUUAUUGCUCGACGCGAUGGUCGACUUUGAUGUGCUCAACGGGAAGCCGGAAUCAUCGAAUGCGCCUCCCCCUCGGUCGGUCUGGGCGACGGCAAAAAGACAACGGGGCCGGGAAUUGGAAUCGGCGCGGCGCCAGGAGUACGGCGGCCUCACGGAGGUUGGUGAUAGAUUGGAGCUGUCCAUGAAGAAGGUCAAGAAGGAGGAUGAAAGAGCGGAAAAAGCGAGGCCCAACAUCCCCGACGCGCCCGACGUCGUCACGCGCGACGACGUGGCGCACUACCUCCGCGAAUCGAGGCCGGAGCUGGCUCCCGAGGUGCUGUUCUGCGGGUGAUGGUGUGUGCGGCCUAAAGUAUAGUUAUCUAGCUUUUGUCGAGGCUAGUGUGUUGACACACACGCUAGCCUUCACCAAGUUUAAUCUGUCGCGAAAAGCAAAUCAUCUUGAUUUCUACACAUACCGCUGCCGGCAGUGCGUUGAUCCUUGAAAAGAUGCGUACUCGCAGCCGCCCCAGCGGGAGGUGGCUGCUGGCACUCGCCAUCGCCGCGCCGCUGACCUCAGGCUUUGUUGCACCAUCUCUAAGCCAGCUUGCCCGCAGCCCGGCGGCCGGCCCGGCGCAGGUUUCUCAAGCACGGAGGAGUCGUGCCUCGCGAACUCGCGUAGCAGCUGCGCCGGCCGCGCCGGAAAGCGCGCCCGCGCCGGUCGACCGGCGCAUCCAGCUCGCGAAGGCGUUCGUCGUCGAUGAUUUCGGCCGCGCCAACCCGGACCUGUUGCAGGACGACUUCGCCUUCGAGUUGGGCAGCUCUUUGUUGACGAAAGACCGGUACCUUAAAAGCGACGACCUAGCUCGGCUAAGGGAGGCAUGCGGCGAUACUCUGAGAGUCGCCGCGUCCGAUUUUAGGAUAGACCCCGGUGAUGACGAGGCCGUGCUCUUUACGCUCGCCGUCAGUGGCGUCCAGUCCGCGCCCUAUAAGGGCCUGGAAGAUAAAGACGCCCUAAAGGGUAGCGGCCCCUGGAAGACGCUGCCGACCUGCGGCCGGUGCGCCUUCGACGCCAGUGGGAAGUGUUACGCCGCGACUCUUGGCGCGCCACUCGACAGAGAUGACCGCUCGCGCGGCGUGGAGACGCUAGCCGAUGCGUGCUGGGUCGCCAUGGGCGGCAAGCUUGGCGGGCUGAACGUGGGACUGGCUCUGUCCGAAUUAGUCACGCGUCGAACACCCGCGACGCCGCGCGGCGCCCCUGCAACAGAGCCUCUGAUCGACGCCGCCGACGCGGUGGGAGUCGCGGACGCGGCUCUGCGAGAGCUCCUUCUGAGGCCGGAGGGCGCACCCCUACCUGAUGGUGUAGCGGCUGCUUUAUUUGCCGACGACUGCGUCGUAUUGGGUGAGGGCUUCGCCGCGAUGCCGCUCAAAAACGCGGCGAAACAACAACCCUGGGGCGGUUCAUUUGAUGGCGCAUCCUUCUGUAACUAUAGGAUUGCCGCUGACGACGCCAGAAGGGUACUGUGCGACGUCUUAUUGCCGUCUGGGCGCCUGGAAGGGGCCUCAGUUUACGUGGAUGCGGAUGAGAAAGCUUUCAGAUGCUCUGUGGGGUGGGUUAUCCGCGAGGGCGAGAAGGCGAAUUAUCUCGCGGAGCUCCAGAAGGCUGCGCUGCCUUUGGACCGCGCCAUUGACGCCGCGGUCGAGACCUACGAACAGCUCGACAAGACAGUACUCCAACCGACCGCGGAAUUUCUCGACAAUACGGUGCUCUCCUUAGACGCGACGCAGGCGGCGUUAGGGGUCGCCCUGGCCGACGCGGACAAAGGCGUGGCAAACGCUAAAGCUGAAUUGGACAAGGCUCUCGCUGCAACCCAGGCGUCGUACGAAACGCUAGCGGCGGGGCCGAAGGCACUCGCGGCGGAAGCUGAGAAGGCCGUCGCGGAAGCUACGUACGAACUAGACAAGGCGGCUGCCGAGCUGCAAAAGACCGCAGACGAAGCGGACGCCAAAUUGCAGACAACCCUCAACGAGGCGAACGAGACGCUCUCCGCGAUUCUGGAGGACCCGGCGAAGGUGCUGCAGUCCGGGGCUCUUCCCAAAAUAAAUGCGACCACGGUAAAGGCGCCGAAACGUGAAGCUCCGCAAAAGCCCGCGCCUGUGAGCGACCCGGCCGAGGACCUCAAGCGGGCCGAGGCGCGCCUAGCCGCCGCCGAAGCGGCUGCGGCGAAGGUCAAGGCCCAGUCAGAAGCGGCCUCGGCAGCGGCGCGUAAAGCUGCCGAGGAGAAGAAGGCGUUGGUAGCCGAGGCACUAGAGAAACCGCCCCCAGAGCCCGUCCAAGAGCCGAAGGGCGCCAUAGCUGUAGCUACUGUGGAAACCGAGGUAUUCGACGAGGCGCCCGACACGCCAGGAGCUCGCCUAAUUGCCGCAAUUCCGCGGCCGCCGCCGGAGGAGAUCAAGCCUGAGCCUGCUUUCGAGCUGCCGGAGCUGCCCGACUCUUUCAAGGAUUUCACGCCGCCGAAGAUUGAGCUGCCGAAGCCCGCGGCUCAGCCCGUGGCGAAGCCGGCUCCGAAGCCGGCGUUCUCGUUCCCGCGCCCGGCGCCGGCGCCGAGGCCCGCGCCCAAGCCGGCGUUUAGCUUCCCCCGGCCGACGCCGCAGCCGGCGCCGAAGCCCGCGCCAGCUCCUUUCUCAUUCGGCGGAGGGCCGCCGAAGAUCGCCACGCCCGCGCCCAGACCGGCGCCCAAGCCGGCCUUCUCGUUUGGGCCGCGGCCGGCGCCGCGGCCGGUCUCCAAGCCCGCGGCGCCUGCGUUUAGCUUCGGGGGGCCGAGACCCGCGCCGCGCCCGACGCCGCGGCCGGCUCCUAAGCCCGCGACACCAUUUAGCUUCGGAGGACCGCGGCCUGCUGCCAAGCCGACUCCCCGACCGGCGCCGAAGCCGGCGUUCUCGUUCGGAGGGCCGCGCCCGGCGCCGCGGCCGACGCCGCCGCCUCCCGCCCCCAAGCCGUCGGGUGGCGGCUUCAAUCUAUUUGGGAGCAAGCCGGCGCCGAAACCGGCAACGCCGCCGCCGGCACCGAAGCCGGCGAGCAGUGGCGGAUUCAAUCUCUUCGGCGGCAGCAAGCCUUCGCCGAAGCCUGCCCAAGCUCCGGCACCUGCGCCGAAGCCGGCGGGUGGAUUCUCGCUGUUCGGCGGUAGCAAGCCGAAGCCCGCGCCGGCUCCCGCGCCGGCUCCCGCGAAGAAGGACGCGUCGCCCUUCGGGGGACUCUUCGGCGGCGGCUCGGCGCCGAAGCCUAGCGCGCCGUCGCCGUCGCCGGCGCCCGCCGCCAAGCCGCCGCCGGCGACCACGGGUGGCGUGCCCGACGCGUUGGCGAAGGCGGCGGCCGAGGCGCGCGCGAAGAACGCUGCCAAGCAGAAGGCGGCGGCCGACGCGCGGAAGCGUCAGGCACAGGAGCGCCGCUCGCGCUAGUAGGGGUGAUGAAUAACAACCAACAUAUCAUUA